AUGGCGAUAGUUUCUUCAAAAACUCUCGAACGAAUGAUCUUUCUUUAUAGUUGUCUAUCGAUUCACUCAUUUCAGAUGCUAAUAGAAACGACAAGGCUACUUCUAUUUUUUGCUGAAAGUUGGCAAAAAAAUAGAAACAGAGAUCUGAAACUGCAUGUCACUUUUAUAGAUGAGUUUUUGAGAACGUCCAGGGAUGCAAGCAAUAUAUCGGUGAGCGAAUGGGCUGUACAAUGUGGGAAGUGCUUUAAAUGGAGAACGAUUCCAACAAUGGAAGAGUUUGAGGAAAUCAGGAAAAGGUUUGUUGAAGAGCCUUUUCACUGCAACAACAAACCCAAUGGUUCUUGUGAUGAACCGGCUGAUAUCGAGUAUGAUUCUUCUCGGACUUGGGUAAUUGACAAGCCCAAUCUGCCUAAAACCCCAUCAGGGUUUAAGAGAAAGCUAUACCUGAGGCAAGAUCACUCUGAGAUGGAUGUUUACUAUAUCGCUCCUUCAGGGAAGAGACUAAGAUCCAUUGUACAAGUGCGUGCUUUCCUUCGACAAAAUCCAGAGUUUGCUGACAUAUCAGUCUCGGACUUCACCUUUACCACCCCCAAGGUUAUGCGUAAUGCUGCAUCCUCUAACGCUGUCCUUUCCAACUCUAGCAACAAGGGUGCAGCUAGUACCGAACAAAACGAGUGCGUGGAUUGA
This is a messenger RNA of Capsicum annuum, 687 nucleotides long. Its product is annotated as methyl-CpG-binding domain-containing protein 4-like. The record is from RefSeq and is a predicted model, not a curated record. Gene Ontology annotation, molecular function: DNA binding; zinc ion binding. The coding region runs from base 1 to 687 and encodes 228 amino acids. The transcript has 2 exons. NCBI's taxonomy places the organism in Eukaryota, Viridiplantae, Streptophyta, Magnoliopsida, Solanales, Solanaceae.